Messenger RNA from Diospyros lotus (date-plum), 5450 nucleotides. RefSeq lists its product as uncharacterized. The record is from RefSeq and is a predicted model, not a curated record. The transcript is spliced from 4 exons. NCBI's taxonomy places the organism in Eukaryota, Viridiplantae, Streptophyta, Magnoliopsida, Ericales, Ebenaceae. The coding region runs from base 10 to 5136 and encodes 1708 amino acids.
GAAAGGGAAAUGGCGACACCCAGUCCCAGAGAGCACAUAGAGGAUAUCAGAAGGAAGACGUUUAAGAUCGGGGGGGACGAACCCGACGUGACCAAUCUGUAUCUGCAUCACGCCAUCAACUAUCUCGCCGCUGAGCUCUACACCAAGGACGUCCACUUCCUCAUGGAGCUCAUCCAGAAUGCGGAGGACAACGAGUACUUGGAGGGGGUAAAACCGUCACUUGAAUUCGUGAUAACUACGCGGGACAUUACGGCGACCGGAGCUCCGGCGACCUUGCUGGUCUUCAACAACGAGAAGGGAUUUUCCGCUAAAAAUGUUGAGUCCAUUUGCGGCAUUGGAUGCUCUACUAAGAAAGGCCAGCGAAAACGAGGCUAUAUCGGCGAGAAAGGAAUUGGGUUCAAGAGUGUGUUUCUCAUCACAACACAGCCUUACAUGUUCAGCAAUGGUUAUCAGAUACGGUUUAAUGAAGAGCCUUGCCCACAUUGCAAAAUUGGGUACAUUGUCCCGGAAUGGGUUGAUGACAACCCAACACUUUCCACCAUAAAACAAAUAUAUGGCUCUGACCCUGACCUUCCAACCACAACAAUUGUCUUGCCUCUGAAGCCUGACAAGGUUAGCCCUGUAAAGCAGCAACUCUCGAAAAUCCAUCCUGAAGUUCUGUUGUUCCUUUCAAAAAUAAAGAGGCUUUCAGUCAAGGAAGACCACGAGGAUCCUAGUUACAAUACAGUAAGCGGGAUAUCCAUUUCAAGUGAGACUGAUUUUACUGCAAAGAAGAAUAUUGAUGCUGAGACAUAUGUGCUACAUCUUUCAGCUGAUAAAAAUGAUGACAACAUGGAGAAAGAAUGCAGCUAUUACAUGUGGAGGCAGAAGUUUCCAGUCAAGCAGGAGUAUAAAGUAGAAAAACGGAUGGAAGUGGAAGAGUAUAUGGUUACGAAUUUUCCUUUCAUAAUUCAAGCAGAUUUUCUACUAGCAUCUUCGAGGGAAACAAUCCUUUUGGAUAAUAAAUGGAACCAAGGUAUUCUCAAAUAUGUGCCCAAUGCUUUUAUCAAUGCAUUCAUUUCCCUGGUGAAAACCGUGGAAGGAGCCCCUGUAUCUACUCUGGCUCAUAUGUUCGAGUUCCUACCCAUCAACAUCCCUCCUUACCCUGCGCUGAAUGCUGUGAGGAACAGUAUUAAAGCCAAACUGGUUAAUGAAGACAUAGUUCCCUGCGAGUCUUACAUGGAGCAGAAGUUAUUUCGGAAGCCUACUGAAGUGGGUGUGUUAAUGCCUGCUUUCUGGAAUAUACUGAACAAGGCAAGGAAGGACGGGGUGAGCUUGUAUAAUAUCUCAUCGCAUGGGAGAUAUUUGCUAAGUUCUUCAUUUGACAGAGAGAAGUAUGAUCAAGUGUUGAACUUCUUGGGAGUGAAACCAGUGGAGGAUGAAUGGUAUGUUAAGUGCAUCCGCAGUUCUAAUCUCAUACUAGGAGUCUCAGAGGAGGUGUAUUUAGAGCUACUAGUAUUUGUAGCCAAGAACUGGAGGUCAAAUUUUCAGAAUACUAACAUCAAGGACACUCCGCUUCUGAAGUAUGUGAGUUAUAAUGGAGAUGUCUCUUUGUUUAGUAUAAAUGUCUCACUGGGGUAUGCAGGGAAGGUACUUACUUGCGAGCCUCAUCAUGUGCCAUGGUUGAUCGAUUGGAACAGAGAAUUUGGAAGUUCAUCAGGCCCAUUUUUUAUUCCUAAAUCUACACAAGAAGCCAUACAACAGCAACAAUGGUCUGAGAAGCAGAUAUUGUUGGGGUGGCUUUCAAAUGAGGUGAAGGUUCGGACUGUAAGUGUGUACAACUAUGCAGCCCUUCUUGUUGAUUUGCUCAAGGGUGAUAGGAAGCGCGCUGUUACUUUUGUUCAUUUCUUAUAUCACUCGCUUUCAAGGAACUACCUGUCUGAGACAGAUGUUGGGCUAUUGUGUUGCAAUAUGCCACUUGUGGAUAACUAUGGGCAGGUAACCACACGAAGGAAUCGAGUUCUUGUUCCUUCUAAUGGAAGAAAAUGGGUUCAUCUGAUCGGAUCUGAUCCGUGGAGAAGCACACGAAGGAAUCUAGUUCUUGUUCCUGCUAAUGGAAGCAAAUGGGUUCGUCUGAUCGGAUCUAAUCCGUGGAGAGCUGAAGGCUUUCUUGAGCUAGCGGAAGACUAUCGGCGACCUGUCACACAUGCAGGCGCUAUCACCCCUGAGGAACAACUUAUUCCUUUUCUCAGAAGUCAUGUUGGGGCUUCUGAUAUCCCUGAUUUGUCUCCACCCAAUGUAGUAAUUCCUACAAUGUCUGCUCCUCUAACCAAAGAUAAUACGUUCUUGCUGUUGGGUUGGAUUCGGAAGUUGAUGCAGAAAGGGGUUAUCAUGCCAAAAAUGUUCUUGAAAGGCAUAAAGGAGGGAAGCUGGAUGAGGGUUUCCUUGGGCAGCAGUCCAGGCUACCGGCCUCCAUCUCAGUCAUUCCUACCAAACUCAUCGUGGGGCCAUCUUCUGCAGAAUGAAAAUGUGCUAGUUGAUAUCCCAAUAAUUGAUCAGAGUUUCUAUGGUUCUGAAAUAAGCAAAUAUAAAGUGGAGCUUGGAGAAAUAGGAGUGAUGUUUGAUUAUGGAGAGGCUUUCCAAUUUAUCGGGAAGCAUCUCAUGUCUUCGGCAGCCUCCUCCUCUCUAACGAGAGGGAAUGUUUUUUCGAUAUUGAAGUUCAUAAAGUUUCUGAGGGAGGGAAUUCUGCCUGCUCAGAACUUCAUCCAAAGUAUCCGGGAAGGGAAAUGGAUACGAACUUCACUUGGCGACAGAUCCCCAGUUGGAUCUGUUUUGUUUAAUCAGGAAUGGGAAACUGCAUCGCAGAUGAGUGCCAUCCCAUUUAUUGAUAAAGAUUACUAUGGGGAGGAAAUACUUCAGUUUAAAACAGAACUUCAGUUGUUGGGCGUGGUAGUUGGAUGGAGUGAGAAUUUCCAGCUUGUUGCUGAAUAUCUGAAACCUGCAAAGGGCAUCAAUGUUCGAACGGUUGAGUCUGGUCUUUUCAUUUUGAACUGCAUGCGACAUUUAGGAUCACCUGAUAAAUUAAUUCAAGUCUUUAAGGAUAAUAAAUUUUUGAAGACAAGCAUGGGCUACAUGGCUCCAGUUGAGUCUCAUCUUAUCAGUCCUGAAUGGGGCUGUCUCCUUCAGAUUUUCAACAGCUUUGCUCUAAUCGAUGAAAAUUUUUAUGGGAGCAGCAUCUUCUCAUAUAAAAAUGAGUUAAAGAAACUGGGGGUUGUAGUUGAUUUUGAGCAGGCAAAAAAGGUGUUUGCUCGUGAGUUCAGGCAGCAAGGAGAGCUCGCCACUAUUGGAAAGGAACAUGCUUUCUCUUUGCUUGCCUGUUACAGAAAGUUCAGGGGUACAUCUGUUGAAUUCCGUGAUGAUUUGAUGAGAUGUAUCCUUGAGGUUAAAUGGUUGCGAACUCGCUUGGGUGAUUUCAGAGUCCCGGGAGAGUGCAUUUUGUUUGGGCCUGAUUGGGAAUCUAUAUCUUGCAUAUCUCUUCUUCCUUUCAUUGAUGACGCUGACAAUUGGUAUGGCAAGGGCAUCUAUGAAUACGAGACGGAGUUGGAAAGUAUGGGAGUUAAAGUUUCCUUCAAGGAUGGAUGCGGGUUUGUGGCUACCGGCCUUAAGUUACCAUUUGAUCCCAGCUGCAUAACUCCUUCAAAUGCUUACUCAUUACUUGAAUGUAUUCGCAUUUUACGGACACAGAACAAUGGCCCUUUACCUGAUUCUUUUCUGGCGAAAGUGUCUAAAAAAUGGUUGAAAACCUCUUUUGAUUAUAGGCCACCUGAUAAGUGUUUGCUUUAUAAUUCUGAUUGGAAGUCAUUGCAACGGGAGGAUGGACCUUUCAUUGAUGAAGAAUUUUAUGGCUCCAAUAUUACAUCCUAUGCCAAAGAGCUCAACGCAAUUGGAGUAACUAUUGAUGUAAGAAAUGGGGGACCAUUGCUUGCCAGUCACCUGCAUUUCUUUUGCAAGUUCAGUACCAUUGCUCCAAUAUAUAGUUACUUGCAAGACUGCAACUGGAACCCUGAAACUGGAUAUGAAAGGAAAAUUUGGAUCCCUAGUGGAAGUGAUGAUGGUGAAUGGGCAGCUCCCCAAGAUUGCGUCCUGCGGGACAAGGAUGGGCUGUUUGAUAAACAAUUGAAUGUGUUGGAGAAGCAUUAUGGAAAGGAGUUACUUCCUUUUUUCUCAAGUGCUUUUGGAGUUAAAUCCUGUCCUUCACUUGUUGACUAUUGUGAGCUCUGGAAGGAAUGGGAGUUGUGUGGACGGCCCUUAACACUUGAAAGGUGUUGUGCGUUCUGGAAAUUUGUUGUAAGCCGCUGCAGUUCGGAGACACUGAAAACGCUUGGUGAACAUUUGAUGAAACUGCCUGCGUAUUCAGCAUCAGAUGAAAUUUUGUUGAUUGACAGGCAUGAUGUUUUUAUUGCUGAUGACCUUCCUCUGAAGGAUCUUUUGGUGCAGUCGUCUUCCCCGCCUCUAUUUGCUUGGUAUCCCCAGUCGAGCAUUGCAUCUUUGCCUCGGUUUAAGCUGCUUGAAGUUUACAGCAAAAUUGGAGUCCGAAACCUAUCUGAAUCUGUCCAGAAAGAAGAAAUGUCCAUAACUGAUGGUGCUGGACUUCAGCGAGUUAGCCCCAGGGAAAUUUUAAUUGGAAAAGGGCUGCUUAUGCUGAUCCUAAGUUUUCUAGCUGGACCAGCUCUCAAAAUGGAAGCAGAAAACAGGCAUGAACUUGUGCGAUGUCUACUUAAUCUGACUGUCUUUGAGACAGCGGAGCCAGUCAAAAUUUGUUACAGUUUAUCGCUCUCGUCAGGAGAAAAGUUGAAAGCUGAGGCGACACGAAUGAUUCGUUGGGAGAGGGAGAAUAAAGAGCUUUUUGCACAAAAGAUGAACAGGUCGGGUGGGCAUAGAUGUAUCAUUGAAUAUGCUACAUCUUUUUCUGAGGUGAUAUCUGCUGGAUUACUAUGGGAGAAUGAAGAUCAAAUGCACCAACUGGCAGAGCUGAUCAAAUUUGGCUUCCUCUUGGAAUUUGAGGAGCAAGCGAUUGGGUUUCUCAUGAAAACCAAGAAUCUUCAGCUAUUCGCAGAGGAUGAAAGGUUCCUAUCCUCUGCUUUCCCUUCCGAUUAGUCAUAUCAAUCUUAGGUGCUGUUCUUUUGAAUGCCUCAAGUUCAUCUUUAUUUGGCCUAUCUUUUUGUAUCUGUCUCUUGUUUUUGUGCUUUUUAAUUGAAGAACACAUGAUCUAGUGGUGUUUUAAUUAGCGGGUGGGACUGGUUGAAGUUUCCAAGUGUUUUAAUUAGCGGGUGGGACUGGUUGGCUACUUAUCUAAAGUAUGUAAUGAAUUAUAAUACAUUACUAUAGCUUUAUUGUUAUUGCUGUCUUGAUGUAGUUGCUGUAUAACAUUUCAUUCUUGUGUCUUAUGAGGACAUUAUCAAUGUCAAUGA